This is a messenger RNA of Drosophila eugracilis, 1763 nucleotides long. RefSeq names its product augmin complex subunit dgt3 (gene dgt3). The transcript has 6 exons. Lineage: Eukaryota; Metazoa; Arthropoda; Insecta; Diptera; Drosophilidae. The coding region runs from base 101 to 1714 and encodes 537 amino acids. The record is from RefSeq and is a predicted model, not a curated record.
UUCAGUGUUUUUAAAAGAUGGGCGAUCUACUGAGCAACUCCGAGUUUUUAAAAAACUCGGCGUGGACAGCUCGAACCAGUGGAUCCUCUACGAUGAGCAGAUGGAGAAGUUCUUUAAGUUCCUCUCCGGAAAUAUCACGGAUGCCAAUAUUCUCACGGAGCGGCAGGUUCUGGAGCGGGAGGAGAUGCAACUGCGGGACGAGUGGCUAAAUGAAUCGGAACGGGAGUUAAAGCUGCUCCAGAUCGAGUCAGAGAGUCCUGGCCUUCUUCAUUAUAAGCAACCAGAUGUCGACGCCUUGAAUAUGGGGAUUGAGGCGACCGAGGAGGCCUUGGGGGAUUAUGCCACGCUCCUGGAGGACAUGGGAAACACAAAGCACUCGAUAAAUAACCACCUGAGCGAGGUGGAGUGUGCUACCGCUGAGCUGCUAAGCAAGGAAAGGGAUCUGAUAGCCGAAUGCCAAUCGAAAGCUAAGCAACUGGAGGAACUGCAGAGGGAGAAUUGCCGGUUGAGCGGCGAGGCCAAGAAGGCCUUCACAUCCCAGCAGCUACCGCCGCUCUUCAUGCAUCAACUGCCAUUGGAACAGUAUUUCCACAAGUGUGACUCGUUUAUGCAAUACUUUACACUGUAUGUGAAGGAAAACUUUAAGAUCCAGGACUAUGAUGAGUUCCAGAGCGCAGAAGCAGAUCUUCUGCGUGAGAAAAGCAAGCUAGAGGACUUGCAACUCGGCAUCCAGUUUUAUGCCCUUUCCUAUAUAAGAACAACUGCCAAGGCCAAGGCGACGCAGGCUUUGAUUGAACAGCUUGAUCUAGGCCACAUUCAUUGCCUUAGUUUGGCGGAUAUGGCGCGUGAAAUGCACGAUUUGCAGCUGUUAAACGAUCACCAGCUGAGCAACAUUCACGACACUCUCUUAAAUGAUCUUACUAUACACAUUCAACAGCACACCCAGCGACGUAUUGAGCUCGUCCUCUAUGAGAACACAAAACUCAAAUUGGAUAGAGCUGUUCGGCGUCACGAAAGCGACAAAAAGCUUACCAAAAUCAUAUCUGAUGCCCUCUCCAAUGCCGAAUUGCUGUGGAUAGCGAUUCAGCUGGAUUGCGACAAGAAGCGCAACUGCCUGGACACAACGGAAGAGCUACGGAACCAAGCGCAGGACACUUGGCAGAGAAUUCAGACCAUGCGCUCCAUCAAUGCCAGCCACCAGGGUAUUUGCUCUCAGUUUGUGCAGGAGAUUGGCAAUCUAUUGUCGGCCCAUCUAGGUCAAAACAUAAAGACUAACGAGGCCAAGGCUUGUCUUUUUGAAUACGAAAAGUUUGGGCGUCUGCUCUCGCACUCGUUUCAGAGCAUGUUGAAUAGGAAGUCCUGUGCGACUGUCCACGAUCAGCUGGCAGAACUGAAACGUUUGGAGCAGACCUUGCGACCGUUUGUCUACGAUUCCCCAAUUGAAGAGCCUAUGUUUGAGAAUGUCCGCUAUUUAAGCGCCAUUUACAAUACCACACAGCAACAAAAUCGUCUUGAUGAGGCUGUGCGAUCCUUGCGCAUAGAUUUUCUAGAAAACGUUCGCGGACGCAUUGAGAAGGAUAAGCUGUGGCGCUAUAGCGUAGUCCUGUGGAUAUGGUUUCUUACUGAGCCACUGCGCAUGAUGCAUGCAAUCGAAGAGGUGAAAAAGGCAGCUGCUGGUGUGAUUCGCCCUGGUGGCGGUCUGCAGCGCAAAUGAGUUUAGUAAUAUCAAAUCCGAUCAGUAAAUAAAUUGUAAAUUAUUAAAA